Messenger RNA from Austrofundulus limnaeus, 1331 nucleotides. RefSeq names its product zinc finger BED domain-containing protein 1. Gene Ontology annotation, molecular function: DNA binding; protein dimerization activity. The record is from RefSeq and is a predicted model, not a curated record. NCBI's taxonomy places the organism in Eukaryota, Metazoa, Chordata, Actinopteri, Cyprinodontiformes, Rivulidae.
UGUGAAGUGUGAUAAAUAAAUAAGAAAACAAAAAUGCAACAAUUAGAACCCAAAGGACAUGGUAAUAACUUAGUGACUGUUAUUUUGAAAUUAAAUGAUUAAGAAUAAGACGUAAAACAAAUAUCUUAUGUCACUGCACAUGAUUGUACCAAACUAAAACCAUUUUUCUUCUUUCCAUUAUUAUUAUUUUUUAUUGAAUGAUGAGGAGUUGCUGUGACGGGUGCCUUAAAGUUGUGGUUUUAAACAAUGCCGACAUUAACAUGUACAUUUUAUAAAAAGUCCAAUAAUAUGAGCAUGACAGACAAAGUUAUGGUACAUCUAUAUUAUUAUAGCACAUCCAGCAAAUUUCUAUAAAACCAUAAAAAUCCACAAUUAAACGUGAAAAUAUAUAAAUAAUGUGAAGCAUAGUUCAGCAAGAUGCUUUGGUUGUCAGGGGCACCACUAAGAAGGUUUAAUGAACCCACAUGUUUUGGAACAACAUACGCUCCUAGGGCUGGGCGAUAUCUCGAGAUUUUAAAAAUAUCGAGAUUUUUUUCAAAAGAGAUACAAGACGAGCCUAUAUCGUUUAUAUCGAGAUGCUCUACGUUGCAUUUUAAUUAUUAUUUUAGAUCCGCCAAUUCUGUGUCUGUGCUGAACUUCCCACGGCCCCUCCUCCUUCCCACUCUGAAGACAAAUCACCCCUCCCCUAGACCCUACGUGUCUUCCGGCAGCUAGCUAAGCUAGAGCUAAUAGGAAGAUUAGCGUGCCGCRUGAACACUGAACAGCCACGACAAGAUGGAAGGUGAGAGUGAAAGUACGGGAGAGGAUACUGAAGAGCACUUGGUGAGCAAAAAGAAAAACAACGGCUCACUCAUUUGGAGAUGGUUCGGAUUCAAAACCACAGAUGAGCAGCAGAAAGACGUAAUUUGUAGUUUUCCUGGCACAAAAUCUGUAAAAUGUUCAGUAGUUAGCCUGGUUGUGUUCUCAUUUUUUUUUUUACAUUUGCACUUAAAAGAUGCACUGGCAAAAGGAUGUAAUCAAGUUUGAGUUCAGUCUGUUUACAUGUAAUUUGCUCAAAGUUCAAGAUGAUGGUUGUACAGGAGUACACAAGCACUUUAAAUUCUGUCUGUAGAAACUGAAUUUAAAGAGCAAGUUGAUCUAUUGUUAUAAUUGCCCUUUUCUGUUUACAUUUAUUUGCACAGCUUUGAUUUCUGUUUUGUUAUGAAUGAAAAAAAGAGCAUAAUUUUAUUUGAGGAGGAUUAUUAUUUAACAUUUGCCAGUAGGUUAUUUUUGAGCCAUUUAUACUGUUUCAACUGUUUAAUAAAUGUGUCUGCGUGGCAGACAAAGAUAAA